Molecule: messenger RNA, 1726 nt
Organism: Ipomoea triloba (trilobed morning glory)
Lineage: Eukaryota; Viridiplantae; Streptophyta; Magnoliopsida; Solanales; Convolvulaceae
Product: cytochrome P450 CYP82D47-like
Exons: 3
Coding region: 14-1582 (522 amino acids)
Biological process (GO): defense response to other organism
Molecular function (GO): monooxygenase activity; heme binding; oxidoreductase activity, acting on paired donors, with incorporation or reduction of molecular oxygen
Source: RefSeq, a predicted model, not a curated record
AGGCCAUAUCCUCAUGGAUUUCCUAUCUCAUCUCUUAGCUCUAGGGCUCUUUGUAUCGAUUUACUUUCUUUUAUGGGGAAGAAAAACCCGCAAAAGCUACAAGCUCCCCCCGGAACCCGCCGGAGCUUUGCCGUUCAUCGGUCACCUCCACAAACUAGACGGGCAGGGCGUUCCUCUAGCGCGGCUAUGGGGGUCAUUAGCCGACAAAUACGGCCCUAUAUUCACGGUCCGCCUCGGGGUCCACCGCACCUUGGUGGUUAGCAGUUGGGAGGCCGUUAAGGACUGUUUCACCACUCACGACAAAGACUUCGCCGACCGCUCCGUCUUAUCCGCCGCCACGUACCUCGGCUACAACUACGCCAUGCUCAGCUUCACAACCUACGGCCCUUACUGGCGCAAGCUGCGAAAGCUCUUAGCCACUCAAGUGCUGUCGGCUAAGCGGCUCGACGAGCUGAAGCACGUCCGCGUCGCCGAGCUCCAGCUCAACAUCAAAGAGCUCUACGGCUCCAAGAUUCCCACGAAUCAACGGAUAAACAUAGGUCAGUGGUUUGAAAAGCUGACGUUAAAUGUCGUUCUGAAGAUUGUGGCCGGGAAGAGAUAUUCUAAUCUGGUAAUAAACGAUGAUGGCUCGGAUUACGAGGAGGCGCAGAGGAUCAUUGAUGCCAUUAAGGAUCAUAUGUAUCUGGACGCCCAGCUUGUUCUGUACGAUGCCAUUCCGUUUCCGUUGUUUAAAUGGAUAGAUUUUCAGGGCUAUAUUAAGGCCAUGAAGAGGAACUUUAAGGAAACGGAUAGCAUUCUUCAGGUUUGGAUUGAUGAGCAUGUGGAGCGACGGCGGCGGUUGAACGGCCAAGCCGAUGAUCGGGAUUUUAUCGACGUCAUGUUUUCCGUUAUCGACGAUGAGUUCACCAGUGAUCACGGUCACUCGCAAGAAACCGUUAUCAAGGCCACCGCUAUGAGCAUGAUAUUAGAUGCGUCGGACACAACCGCUGCCCAUUUGACUUGGACGCUUUCCCUGUUGCUGAACAACGGCGAUGCGAUGAAGCGCGCCCAGGAAGAGAUAGAUGCCCAAGUGGGCAAAGACCGGUGGGUGGAAGAUUCCGACGUCGACAACUUGCCGUAUCUCCAAGCCAUCGUCAAAGAAACACUGCGACUGUACCCACCAGCCCCCGUGCUAGUCCCGCACGAAGCCAUGCAGGACUGCAACGUGGGCGGCUAUCACAUCCCCAAAGGCACCCGUCUCUACGUGAACGCUUGGAAGCUCCACCGAGACCCCCGGGUGUGGUGUGACCCGGAGAAGUUCGUGCCCGAGCGAUUCCUGACCACCCACGCUAAGGUGGACGCGUCCGGGCGGCAUUUUGAGUUCGUCCCGUUCAGCUCCGGGAGGCGAUCGUGCCCGGGGAUUGCCUACACUUUGCAAGUGACGCACCUCACGCUCGCUCGCUUGCUCCAAGGCUUUGACUUCAGCAUUGAAUCGGGUUCGGAAGUGGAUAUGACGGAAACACCGGGUACAACUAUGCAUAAAGCAGCUCCCUUGGAGGUCUUCGUCGCACCUCGCCUGCCUUCUCUGCUCUACCAACUAUGAACUAUGAUGAUUCAUGAUUCCUAUUUUCUUCAUCUCACUUCACACUUUGGGUGUGUUUGAACUCUGAAUUGGUACGAUUUUGAAUCAAAUAUUUGAUAAUUGGAACCAAUUUUAGUGAAUGUAUUUUGGGUGGAAUUUGAAUAA